Messenger RNA from Balaenoptera acutorostrata (minke whale), 1305 nucleotides. RefSeq names its product myeloid associated differentiation marker like 2 (gene MYADML2). Gene Ontology annotation, cellular component: membrane. The transcript has a single exon. Bases 382 to 1305 code for a protein of 307 amino acids. The record is from RefSeq and is a predicted model, not a curated record. Lineage: Eukaryota; Metazoa; Chordata; Mammalia; Artiodactyla; Balaenopteridae.
GAUCCUCUCUGCUCUUCUCCCUCCCCCUCCCCCAUGGGCAGUGGCGCCGACUGACCGACAGAAGCAGGUGCUUUGGAGGUGGGGGCGGUGCCAGCAGCCAAGGGGUUAAUGGUCCUGGCAGGGGCUCGGUGGAUCGCAAGGGUCAGAUGUCCCUCCUGGAUAGGGACAGGCACAGGCACGCAAGCUGCUAUUCCGGGGCUCUGAUCACGGUCACCUAUUUAUAGAGCUGGGGGGGCCUCGGCCCUCCCCACACAGGCGGUGGAGAGGCUGCUCUGCUGCAAUGUCACCAGCGUCACUGCCACUGCAGCCUGCUGGCAUCUGCCGCUGCUGCAGGCUCCGGGGCCACCAGGCACUGUGUGAAGCAGAGACGCGGCCGGCCACAUGGGCAGCACCAUGGAGCCCCCCGGGGGUGGGUACCUGCACCUGGGCGCUGUGACAUCGCCAGUGGGCACAGCCCGUGUGCUGCAGCUGGCCUUUGGCUGCACCACCUUCAGCCUGGUGGCCCACCGAGGCGGCUUCGAUGGCGUCCAGGGCACCUUCUGCAUGGCCGCCUGGGGCUUCUGCUUCGCGCUCUCGGUCCUGGUGGUGGCUUGUGAGUUCACCCGGCUGCACAGCUGCCUGCGCCUGUCUUGGGGAAACUUCACAGCAGCCUUUGCCAUGCUGGCCACGCUGCUGUCCGCCACAGCUGCGGUCAUCUACCCACUGUACUUCACCCAGCUGGAGUGCCCACCCGAGCCCGCGGGCUGCACAGCCAGGGACUUCCGCCUAGCAGCCAGCAUCUUCGCCGGGCUCCUCUUCCUGGCCUAUGCCACGGAGGUGGCCCUGACCCGGGCCCGGCCAGGCCAGGUGGCCAGCUACAUGGCCACAGUGUCGGGACUCCUCAAGAUCGUCCAGGCCUUUGUGGCCUGCAUCAUAUUUGGGGCGCUGGUCCAUGACAGCCGCUACGGGCGCUACGUGGCCACCCAGUGGUGUGUGGCUGUCUACAGCCUGUGCUUCCUGGCCACAGUGGCCGUGGUGGCCCUGAGCGUGAUGGGCCACACGGGGGGCCUGGGCUGCCCCUUCGACCGUGUAGUGGUGGUGUACACCUUCCUGGCUGUGCUCCUCUACCUCAGCGCUGCAGUGAUCUGGCCCGUCUUCUGCUUCGACCCCAAGUACGGUGAGCCUGGGCGCCCCCCCGACUGCCUGAGGGGCAGCUGCCCCUGGGACAGCCAGCUGGUGGUGGCCACCUUCACCUAUGUCAACCUGCUCCUCUACAUCGCCGACCUGGCCUACUCCCAGAGGAUCCGCUUCGUGCCUACCUUGUAG